ACACUGCCUGCGUGGGGCCCACCCUCCGGUAAAACUCUCAUCUCCCCGGGCCUCAGGCUGUCGCCGCCGGCAGCUCGCCAGGAGCCCCGCAAGGCGUCCGCCGUCAGCCGCGCGCGGAGCGGCCCGACAGGUCUGUGUAUGAUGACCAACCAAAUGCACACAAGAAGUUUAUGGAAAAGUUAGAUGCUUGUAUCCGUAAUCAUGACAAGGAAAUUGAAAAAAUGUGUAAUUUUCAUCAUCAGGGGUUUGUAGAUGCUAUUACAGAACUCCUUAAAGUAAGGACUGAUGCAGAAAAACUGAAGGUGCAAGUUACUGAUACCAACCGAAGAUUUCAAGAUGCUGGAAAGGAGGUGAUAGUCCAAACUGAAGAUAUUAUUCGAUGUAGAAUUCAGCAGAGGAAUAUUGUAACUGUAGUAGAAAAGUUGCAGUUAUGCCUUCCAGUGCUGGAAAUGUACAGUAAGCUAAAAGAACAGAUGAGUGCAAGAAGGUAUUAUUCUGCUCUAAAAACUAUGGAACAGUUAGAGAAUGUGUAUUUUCCCCGGGUUAGUCAAUAUCGGUUUUGUCAGCUAAUGAUAGAAAAUCUUCCUAAACUCCGUGAGGAUAUUAAAGAAAUCUCCAUGUCUGAUCUCAAAGACUUUUUGGAAAGCAUUCGAAAACAUUCUGACAAAAUAGGUGAAACAGCAAUGAAACAGGCACAACAGCAGAAAACCUUCAGUGUCACUCUGCAGAAGCCAAAUAAUGUAAAACUUUGGAAGAAUAUGUAUAUAAAUGGUAGAAUUCCAGAAGAAAGGAAUGAAACUAUAUUGAAACAUGCAUCUGAGGAAGAUGACGAGAACGAAGAGGAGGUCUUAACUGUUCAGGAGCUUGUUGAUUUUUCCCCUGUUUACCACUGUUUGCACAUUUAUUCUGUUUUGGGUGAUGAGGAAACAUUUGAAAAUUAUUAUCGAAAACAAAGAAAGAAACAAGCAAGACUGGUAUUGCAACCCCAGUCAAAUAUGCAUGAAACAGUUGAUGGCUAUAGAAGAUAUUUCACUCAGAUUGUAGGGUUCUUUGUGGUGGAAGAUCACAUUUUACAUGUGACCCAAGGAUUAGUAACCAGGGCAUACACUGAUGAACUUUGGAACAUGGCCCUCUCAAAGAUAAUUGCUGUCCUUAGAGCUCAUUCAUCAUAUUGCGCUGAUCCUGAUCUUAUUCUGGAGCUGAAGAAUCUCAUUGUAAUAUUUGCUGAUACUUUGCAGGGUUAUGGUUUUCCUGUGAACCGACUCUUUGACCUUUUAUUUGAAAUAAGAGAUCAAUAUAAUGAAACACUGCUUAAGAAAUGGGCUGGAGUUUUCAGGGACAUUUUUGAAGAAGAUAAUUAUAGCCCCAUCCCUAUUGUUAAUGAAGAAGAAUAUAAAAUAGUCAUCAGUAAAUUUCCUUUUCAAGAUCUAGACCUUGAAAAGCAACCUUUCCCAAAGAAAUUCCCCAUGUCUCAGUCAGUGCCUUAUAUUUACAUUCAAGUUAAAGAAUUUAUUUAUGCCAGCCUUAAAUUUUCAGAAUCACUACACCGGAGCUCAACAGAAAUAGAUGAUAUGCUUAGAAAAUCUACAAAUCUUCUGCUGACCAGAACUUUGAGUAGCUGUUUACUGAACCUUAUUAGGAAACCUCAUAUAGGUUUGACAGAGCUAGUGCAAAUCAUCAUAAAUACAACACACUUGGAGCAAGCUUGUAAAUACCUUGAGGAUUUUAUAACUAACAUUACCAAUAUUUCUCAAGAAACUAUUCAUACCACAAGACUUUAUGGACUUUCUACUUUUAAGGAUGCCCGACAUGCAGCAGAAGGAGAAAUAUAUACCAAACUUAAUCAAAAAAUUGAUGAAUUUGUUCAGCUUGCUGAUUAUGACUGGACAAUGUCUGAGCCAGAUGGAAGAGCUAGUGGUUACUUAAUAGACCUUAUUAAUUUUUUGAGAAGCAUCUUUCAAGUAUUUACUCAUUUGCCUACUAACAGCAAUGAUCAUGCAGCCAUGUGGGGAAAAGUUGCCCAGACUGCUUGCAUGUCAGCCUGCCAGCAUCUGUCAACAUCCUUAAUGCAAAUGCUACUGGACAGUGAGUUAAAACAGAUAAGCAUGGGAGCCAUUCAGCAGUUUAACUUAGAUGUCAUACAGUGUGAAUUGUUUGCCAGCUCUGAGCCUGUGCCAGGAUUCCAGGGGGAUACCCUGCAGCUAGCAUUCAUUGACCUCAGACAACUCCUAGAUCUGUUUAUGGUUUGGGAUUGGUCUACUUACCUAGCUGAUUAUGGACAGCCAGCUUCCAAGUACCUUCGGGUGAAUCCAAGCACAGCCCUUACUCUCUUAGAGAAGAUGAAGGAUACUAGCAAAAAGAACAAUAUAUUUGCUCAGUUCAGGAAGAAUGAUCGAGAUAAACAGAAGCUGAUAGAGACAGUCGUAAAACAGCUAAGAAGUUUGGUGAAUGGCAUGUUGCAACACACAUAGACGUCAUAUCGCUUACAUUCAGUGACACCAAAUCUGACUCAACAUUGCUCUCUAACAGGCACGAUACAGUAAUUUGCUUGCAAAAUUCAAGACUACAAUAGAGAAAAGACACGGGUGAGACCUCAAACAGGAAAUAAUAUCAUUUGUAUGGAUUUUUAAAUGAAUACUAUUUUAUAUAUGGAAAACAUGGCAUUAACUUUUUUCGCUUUUAGGGGAAAAGGCAAAAUUGUAUUACAUUUAUCAGGUAAAAAAUUGUUUAUGAAACUGAUUGUAAAUACAUUAGAAAACUUAUGCCUCUACAUGUAGUUUUUUCUGUUCAGACUUGAAUGAUCUCUGUUCUUUCAUCAGUAUCUGGGUUUGGAAUGCAAUGUCUAACAUGAAAGUAUUUCACUGUCAUUUUCUAAAUUUCAGCUUUUAUUUUCACCUCAAUGUGAUUUAAAUACAUUAAAUUUUCUAAUACUGUUUAUUCUGAGUGGGGAAUAGAUACAUCUUCAAAGCUCCGGGAAAUCAAUUUUGAUUUUACUUAUUAGGGAUGUGAAUUAUUUGUUCUCAUCCUGAAUAUGAAGAAAGGGUGUUUGGAAUCUCUAAAGAUACAAUGUUGUUUCUGUUCGGCAGGAUUAAUAUUUUUAACUCCAUUGUUUGUAGCUGACCCCGUUUUAGGAUUUAUUUGGUUUGGUUUGGUUGAAAUUAUAAGAGAGGACAGAAACUAAGUGGGCCUAACGUAGCUUGUGCUCCAGCACAUAUGUUCCCAUACACAGAAGUUAACACAGGGGUCAGGUUACUUGCUUCAAAUAGCAGAUCCCAGAACCUUGUCCCAGUACCACUGAGGACUUUGGAAACAAGCCAAACCAAAUGAACCUAAAACGAAUGUACAUUUUCCUUUGUGUAAAUUACCAUGGUCCAAAUGGUUAAAACUGUCAAUCUGAUCCUUACUUUCUCUUCAUUGUAUUUAUGCUGAAUACUCCUUUUGCAUUUUCAAGGUUUAUGCCUGUAUGAAACUUAACUCUGUAAAGUAUGUAUAAAGAAUUAUAUGUACAUUUCUUGAUUAUGUGAUGAAUAUUAAAAAGGUUGAGCAAGUUGUUAAA
This is a messenger RNA of Manis javanica (Malayan pangolin), 3556 nucleotides long. The record is from RefSeq and is a predicted model, not a curated record. NCBI's taxonomy places the organism in Eukaryota, Metazoa, Chordata, Mammalia, Pholidota, Manidae.